UUCGAACCAAUCGCUAAUUGAUCUGAAAUCUGCGACGGAUAGAAAAAGUCGAUUUAGUAUCGUACGCCGAAGAAUAGAAAAAUUACACAUUCAAAGUAGCGGAUACCAUCUCCUUCGAAAGAGGUUUCAUUUUGCGUGAGAUAAUUCUGGUUUGCUUUCCGACAGUUGCUGGCAAUUGUACUAGUUUCUUUGAUAAUAAAUCAUCAAUAAUUGAUCCCCACACAAUCAUUCGUGAUUUGAUAUUCUUCCAUCGUUUUGAAGAUCGCGAUCAUCAAUAUGGCCGAACAGAUCACAGAGCUUUCUGCGUUGGUACAAGCUGCAGCUCUUGAUCCAGAGCUUCGAAGGAGCCUUGAAGCUAUGAUCCAGCAGAGCGGCGGCGCAAAACAGUACGCGGAUACCAUCAAGAAGGAGCACGGACAAAAUAAAAGACCGCGAGAGGGAUGUGCGGAGCCGUCUCCGCAUGGCAAGAGGGUGGCCGGAGCAGAUACUGGGGCCAACGAUAAUGCUGCCAACUCCGUCGGUGGCAGUGGGCUAAUCGAUAACCGCACUAGGUUCGAGGUUCCUAGUGCUUCAAGCGGUGCAGUACGAUGCGAGACCUCGUCUCCGAGGCGAGUCUUCAACAAUCAAGGCGGUGCGUCGUCAUCAUCUUCUUCGGCGCUUCUUGGGUCUCGUUUUCAUGCAGCAGCGUCAUCUUCUUCUGCAGCUUGUGGCCCUGCGGCAGCCAGCAGCUCUUUCAGUGCGUUAGCAUUCGAUGCCGCUCGUGUGAGUAACGGCGCCGCCGCGUGUGGAUACUCAUUGGCUGCGAGUAACAACAAUCACGCCGCUGGCGCAGGCGCAAUCCAGAGUGGAGACGAGUCUUCGGAUAACGAAGCCGCAUAUAGCGGUGAUGAGGAGGAACCCGAUCAAGAGUUGAUGCCAGCGAAUGAGGACGACGGGGACGAUCGAAACAGCUGGGACGGUGAUGGGGCUGACGCGCGGCUGCUGGAGGAUGAAUGUACGCCGCCUGACGCUGAUGCGCUUUGGGGGCCGUACGACCGCAAACAGAAUGCUGUACACGUCGAGACCCUUGGGCAGGGACGUGUUGGCGCUGGCAAAAAUCUUCUUGGAAAGCUUCGAACUGCGGACGCCCUAGACGAUCGAAGCCGACCAGCGCCGGACAGCACAAAAAUGCAAUUCGUUGCGGGAUUAGAGCGGCACCAACUGCGCGUGGCGCUGCUGUGGCGGGACUUCGGGGCGAAGAAGCUGCUGGCGUAUCAUCGUACUGGCGCAGGAAAGACCAAGUCCGUGCUAGCUAUUUUGAGCGCGAACAUGCGGCUCAAAGGCCCCGGCAUUCUCGCAGUGAAGAAUCGCGCGCAGAAGGAUGUUGCUCUCCGUGAGCUUCUCAAAUGGCCUAGCCCUCUGCGCACUUUCGUCGCUAGCGUUCCGGAUGUAGAGGAUUUCGCAACAGCAUGCGCGUCUCCGCCACCUUCUCAUCCUGCUCGCCGCAGCCUUCACUUUAGCGCCGCCGCUGCUUCUUCGUCUGCGUCUAGUAACAAUGACUCAGCCCUAGCAUCAGCUAGCAACCCGUUCGCAACGAAUCCAUUUUUGCGCGACCUCGUGGCACGUAAUCAAGGACUUCUUCCACACCAAGCAAACAUCGCAGCACACGCUCCAUCUACAUCUAGCAGCAGUGGAAGUUCAGGUAGCCCCGCGCGUGUGCACUGGCGCGAUUUCAAGGACGCAGAGUGGGACAUUAGCUGGGCCCUGGCGGCUGGCCACACGGAGCGCGAUAUUCUUAGUGCCGUUGAGAAGGCGCUGGAACUGCGAGGUCGCGUUAAAAAUGGCGAGCUCUUGCCAGGAGAGGACAGGCGCAUGCGCAAAGACAUGCGACAAGCACUUGCGACCGCCCCAGAGUCGUUGGAACACAGUAAGGACGCGAUCGACGCUCGGCUUCCGGCUGCCCCGGUCCGUCUGUACACGUAUGCCGAGCUGGCUCGCGCGCUCACUAACCGAAAAAACCGCGAUGCCGGUCUCAAGUUUGGGCAGGAUGGCCCCAACGCGUUGAACGGGUGCUGCGUUGUUGUGGACGAGGCUCACAACUUGGUGGUGAACGCAGACACAGAUGCCCGGCAGGUGCCUGCGUUGAAACGUUUGGGAAACGCACUGAAGAAUACGAACGCCAAAACAACAGUGAUCUUUCUGACUGCCACGCCUGUCGUGACGAACGAAGCCGGUCAAACGGAUGAGAAGUAUUUGUUGAACAUAUUGCAUGGGGAGGCCUUUCAUCGUGCUGCGCGCGCAAACGAACAGCAUCCCUGCGAUGAGGGCUUCGUGACUUUAUACGAGGACACAGCGCACAUGCCCCGAGUCAAGGAGCACCUUCUCCCGAAAGAGAAGUUUGACAUCUUUGCAGAAGACAGCAAUGAGCCUGCUCACAUUGUUCCGGCUACGCUGCAGGGCCGCAGCUUGGCGAAAUACUGCCUAAUGCAGGUGAAGCUGCAGCGUGCGAAAGGCAAAGACGCGAUCGACGAUGACCUCCUGCUGCGAUGGUGUAGUGGGGAAAAGCAGCUGACGAAGCACACUCGUGCUCCAACGUUGGACCCACUCACUGACCAAGCGCUUGCAGAACGCUACCCCAAACUGUACAAUGUUUACGAUCUGCUGCGAACACAGGCGAAAGAGGGUAAGUGCGCAGUUUUGAUUAGUCGCCGUGCAGGUUUGGAUGAUCUAGCUCGAAUACUGGAGAAGCGACUCCCUCAGGCUCGGCUUUUUGUCUACCGCGACGCGAAGGAUUCUGACGGCGCGUUGUCGAAGUUUAAUGCAUUUAGCGCAGCAAAUCGAGACUACACAGGGGCUGCAAAUGGAGGGAGAGCGAUUGUUAACCGCUCAUCCUCGUGCUAUUCGUCAUGUGGUGCCGGUGCAGCUUCCUCAUCUUCUUCUUCUACUCCACUUUUUCCGAUUUUGAUUGCCAACGUCCGGUUCUGCAGCACUUCCGUGACGCUGAAGGAGGUUCAGAAUUUACAUCUAGUUGAUGUUCCGCAAACGUGGUCGGACUAUCGACAACUCGUAGGACGUGCGCGCCGAUUUCAGUCACACAAAAACCUGCCACCGGAGAAGCAGUACGUGCGCUACUUCAUACACUGCGCCGAGAUGCCAUUUUUUAUGCUCAGCGAGUGUACAAGAAUGCGUAGUGCUUGACCAAAGUAUUUACUUAGAUCUCGCUACUUUCAUGUUUGGUAAGUAACAGUCACUGAGAUUCCAGCGUGCGCGUACUUCUCUUCUAAUCACUCAGCGGCAAGCAUCAGAUGCCUUCAACAUCCUCGGCUACAGCCGACAGAUCUCUAGUCUCAGUUUGAGGGACUUCUUAAAGCCUCUAACCUCCUCACCUCCGAGUGGAAGCGCGUGCUCUAUUCAACCAUCUUGCUGCUGAAAGAGCCUGGCGGCGGGUCGAUUUCAGCGAGUGGCGAUGGUGAAAUUGAAGAGGCGGAGGCGAAACGCUCGAAGUACGAGCGUGAGACUGCAACAUGGGCGCAGCGUUUGCGAGAGGAGGACGACGUUCGAAAUCGCGCAGAGUUUGCCAGGAAGCCGAUCGAUACAAAGACGCAAAUAGUGGAAAGCAGUGGCAUUUUUGGGCCAGAGCACGUGAAGACUUUUCGUAAAAUCUUCAAGCCGGAAGACUCUACGAGGCUGUGGCGAACGAAAAGUAAAGCGGUAGAGCCAAAGCUGCGCACUGCAGCUCGGAAAAAAGAAUUGUGGAAAGAAAUUCGGCAGCAGCUGCGGAUGAGGGAGGGAGCGGUAGACUUCCGAGCUCUUCGUCCUUGGUUUUAGUUUCGUACAAUUAUAUAUUUGUCCAGUAUGCACUUGUUAUGCUGAGAAGCUUAUACCAAUUGAAUUGUCUCAGUCUCAUAUUUAUCAGAGAACAAACACAAACACAGCAACUCACUCAUAUACUUCAGAUUUGCGAUAGUCUGCACGAAGAGGAUGUUGAUCGCAUCUUGAAAGGACCUGGUGGUCGGUUGCCUUUACGCAUUCCCUUCCAGCUACACAAUGUCGAGCCAGUGCUUAUUGAGCCUAGCGUGCUUGAAAAAGACCCGACUCUUCCGCCUUUCGCCUGCCGACUUACUUGGCGAAAAAAGCCGGAGCACUUUCCAGCCAAAGGCCUGAGUGUGUUGACGGCGCAGACGGCGGAUCAGUCGAGGCUGGAGAAGCUGAGAGCAAGCAAAGUGGACAUCGAAACGAAGCAGAACUUUUUGAAAGCGAAAGCAAUCGAAAACGCUCAAUAGAUGAUGGGUUUAUUGCUCGCACUACUUGACUCAUUGGGAAUAGGUUUAGAGCUCAAAAACAGCGACUACUUAUUUGAAAGGUACAAAUACGAUUAAUUAUGCAUUCCCUAAUCAAUCUCUCUUCUAAUGUUGGAUGAGCGCCGUACUAUACAUUGUCUGGUAGCUGAUCUUUACCUAAAAAUGACGUGACAUCACAAUAAUUACACGAAAAUUUAACUGAGCCAUGAGUUGACUCCCGAAACACAGCAAACAUCAUCUUCAGAGUUUAUUCAAUGACGCAUGUACUUUUUUCAUCUCAAAACAAAUUUCGUGACUGUUGCUAUCCCUACUACGACCUCUGUGUCCUCAUUCAAACGAGAGCGAGCAGUCGUCCCUUCAAGAACUUGCAGAACUGUGAAGCAGAGCUUGUGGCUCUGCUCCUGAUGUAGCUUCCUACAGAAAUGGCGCGACUAGAAGUUACUUUAUGGUAGCACUUCACAAACACUCAAGUCUUGCAGGUGUAUUGUAUUGCGACGAGAGUACGGUAAGUAGGUCUUGCUGUUAACAGAUUUAGUCGGCCGGUAGAUGAACAGCGGCAGCCUGCUACGCUAAGGUAUAGCGACCGCAGUUCACGAUCAUGCAGCCAAUGCUGAACAUUGGAUCCGAUGAAAGCUAAUGAAAGCACCUAAGCACCUCUUGCUUGGAAAGAGGGAAGGUGUUUCAAUAGGCAGGAUACGUUCCAAGGGCCGGUGACGAAAACGGAAAAAUUGGCAGCUUUUUGUUGAAGGAAUCAAGAGACUGAGCGACUUUUUUUGGAGCACAAACAACAGAGACGAUAAGAUUUAAAACGAAAAUCGAACCGGACGAUGUUGACAGCAAAAUUUGGUGCAAGAAAACAGACUAGCCUGUUCAAGAUCUCCCGAAUUUUUGGGUUAUUUGUUGACCUGAA
Messenger RNA from Amoebophrya sp. A25, 5190 nucleotides. Lineage: Eukaryota; Dinophyceae; Syndiniales; Amoebophryaceae. The record is from the annotation of a GenBank genome assembly.